AUGGAAGAUGGAUUAGUAAAAAAAUUGGAAGAUAACACUAAACGAAUAUUUGAAAAUAUGAACGUUAAAAGUUCUUAUUCUGAAAUUACCAAGGGUAAAAUCAGAAGCAUUGAACCUCCAAUAAUAAUUAUACCUAAAAAGCAGCAAGAUAGUGAAACAACAAAAAAGCAAGUCGAACAAAAAAUAAAACCCGCCGAAAUAUCUGUUGCUGUUACAAAAAUAAAAUCAGCUGGCCAUGCUUCAAAAGCUCACUCACAAUACUUCGAAGAGGCGAUGAAUCAGGCAAUUGCCAAUGUUGCUGCCCUUCCUGGUAUAGUAGGUAAAUCCAUCGGACUGCCAGACAUUCACUCGGGAUAUGGAUUCGCCAUUGGCAAUAUGGCAGCGUUUGAUAUGAAUGAUCCGCUUUCUGUCGUUAGCCCUGGCGGUGUAGGGUUUGAUAUCAACUGUGGAGUCAGGUUGUUGCGGACAAAUCUCUAUGAAAAAGAUGUCGCACCAGUAAAAGAAAACCUAGCCCAAAGUCUUUUCGACCACAUUCCCGUCGGUGUCGGUUCUAAAGGUAUUAUUCCAAUGAAUGCCAAAGACCUCGAAGAAGCUUUAGAGAUGGGCAUGGAUUGGUCCCUAAGAGAAGGCCAUUCCUGGGCCGAAGACAAGGAGCACUGCGAAGAAUACGGCCGGAUGCUCAACGCCGAUCCAGCUAAAGUCAGCAUGAGGGCCAAAAAACGAGGCCUACCUCAACUAGGAACUUUAGGCGCAGGAAAUCAUUACGUCGAAAUCCAAGUUGUUGACGAAAUCUUUGACAAAUGGGCUGCAGCCAAAAUGGGUAUAGAAGAAAAGGGGCAAGUUUGCGUUAUGAUUCAUUCGGGGAGUAGAGGUUUCGGCCAUCAAGUAGCCACCGAUGCUCUAGUGGAAAUGGAGAAAGCAAUGAAACGGGAUAAGAUAGAAACUAAUGACAGGCAAUUGGCUUGUGCUAGAAUUAAUUCGAAAGAAGGGCAGGAUUACUUGAAAUCUAUGGCUGCGGCUGCUAAUUUUGCUUGGGUCAAUAGGAGCUCGAUGACGUUUUUAACUAGACAGGCAUUUGCAAAACAAUUUGGAAUGGCUCCAGACGAUUUAGAUAUGCACGUCAUCUAUGAUGUUUCUCAUAAUAUUGCUAAAAUAGAAGAACAUAUUGUUGAUGGCAGACAUAAAACACUUCUAGUUCACAGAAAGGGUUCAACUAGAGCUUUUCCACCGCACCACCCUCUAAUUCCAGUCGAUUAUCAAUUAACUGGCCAGCCUGUUCUGAUUGGUGGUACUAUGGGCACUUGCAGUUACGUUUUGACUGGUACCCUACAAGGAAUGAUUGAAACUUUUGGAUCUACUUGUCAUGGAGCUGGAAGAGCCUUAUCUAGAGCAAAAUCACGACGAAACAUCGAAUACAAAGAUGUACUGCAAAAACUAAAAGACAUGGAUAUCGCUAUUCGAGUGGCGUCUCCCAAGUUGGUCAUGGAAGAGGCUCCCGAAUCGUACAAAAACGUUACCGAUGUUGUGGAUACUUGUCAUGCGGCUGGUAUUUCUAAGAAAGCGAUUAAAUUAAGACCUAUUGCUGUAAUUAAGGGAUAAGGAAUUUUAAUUUUUAAGUCAUACUUUUUUAACUUUGUCUUUCCAAUGUAUCAAUAAAAAUAAUUCUUUGUUUGUUUUGUGUAUUUAAAGUAUACAGGGGGGGACACCCUGUUCAACAGGUCAAAAAUGCUAGUGUAGAGGAACCAUUGGCAAGUAGUUUGAGAUAGGAUAUCGAUGGUUGAUGAAGAAUUUCAAUUUAAAUAAAAAACCCCCUUUCAUUUCAUCUGAAGGGUUAAUGCUAGGCUGUUCAAAUUUUCAGGGAUUAUUGAUGUAGGAAUGAUAUUUGAAAAUUUGUAUAAUGAACCCCCAUUUUCUACAAAAAAAUAAAAUAGAAUUUCGAACAAAUUGCUUUUUUUUUCAGAUGAAAUGAAAGAGGGUUGUUCAAAUUUCAACACACUGUAUGUUGGAAACGACGCAAUUCCGACCAUCGGUGUCCUAUCUCAAUCUAAUUCUUUAUGGUUCUCCUAUAGUCCCAACUAUUUCAUAGGGACAGCAUCAAUUGCUAUCUCGGAAACGGCUAAAGUUACGAGGGAAUUAGGAAAAAGUUGCCAUUUUUGAAGAAAGUUAAAAAUAUAAAACUUUUGAAUUUGACUUAUGUCUCUAAAAUCAAUAGAUUUUAAAAUAUUUGAUGAAAUUGUUCAAUUUUCAAAAAUUACCCUGUAAUUUCGAAACUAAUAGAAAUUUGGCAACAACGGAUAUAUAAUUUUAACAGUCUUCUAAAAUGGCAGCAUUUUUUUAAUUUAAACGCCCUCGUAACUUUAACCGUUUCCGAGAUAGCAAUAUUGUCCCUAUGAAAUAGUUGGGACCCUGUAUACCCUAUCAUUUUUGACCAGUUGAACUGGGACACCGUGUAUUUUCGAGGUAAAACGAUUUACGUAGGUUAUUUCUAGCAUUUAUUGAAAGUGAAAAAAAUAACACUGCCCAAAAAAAAGAACUCUCAUAUUGGUGGUAGAAUGUACUUUUUCAAUAAUGUAAUAUAAUAAUAUGCGAGGUUUCUCAAAAAUUAAUUAAUUGAUUGUUUUUUGCUAAUUUGAAAAUACAAAAUUGAUCUGUACAGGGUAUCCCAAAAUCGAGGGUGACUAUUGAGAUAUCGGAAACUAUAAGAGAUACGAGGUCGGUUAAAUUAUGGCAAAGCUGCGCAAUUUUAUGACCAAUAAAAUGCCGUUUUCAAAAAUUUGAAAAAUUCCGAAUACUUCCGAAGAUAUUCGGAAAAAACCGAAAUUUUGCAAAAUCAUUUUUAUUUUUUUCCUGAGUCUACUUAAAGAGCAAUUUUAAUAGUUAUUUAUGUAUCAAGGGAAUUAUGAGGGUGUUAAUACCCCAGGGCAAAGUUUGUGCCCGAGGGCCUUCGGCCCGAGGGACACCAAUUGCCCGUAGGUAUUAACACCUGAUAAUUCCCGUGGUACAUAGAUAAUUUUAUUUCCUACUGAAUUUAAUGUAUGUUGUCCAUUUUUAUAAAGGAAUAAACCAUAAACCAAAAUUUCUAUUUUUUGUCAAAGUUUUACCUAUUCAAGGUAAACGCUGGAGUCAUGGAAAUCCUUAACUCCCUUGGGAGUUAAGACCCUGUUUAUGAUUAUCGUAACCAACGUAUUAUGUG
Ceutorhynchus assimilis (cabbage seed weevil) is the source of this 3193-nucleotide messenger RNA. The record is from the annotation of a GenBank genome assembly. Lineage: Eukaryota; Metazoa; Arthropoda; Insecta; Coleoptera; Curculionidae.